Molecule: messenger RNA, 1090 nt
Organism: Oryza sativa Japonica Group (Japanese rice)
Lineage: Eukaryota; Viridiplantae; Streptophyta; Magnoliopsida; Poales; Poaceae
Product: E3 ubiquitin-protein ligase EL5-like
Biological process (GO): protein ubiquitination
Source: RefSeq, a predicted model, not a curated record
AUUCGAUCGCAUGGUUGCAACUUCAAAACAUUCAUAUAUACAGACGGGCAAGUUUUGAAGAAGAGUUUUCAAACAGCAGUGAACCAAAUCAAUUUGCCCUGGCUCAAUUUACAAAUAUACAUACAUUCAUAUAUAAACACGCUAACACGCAGACAUAAUUCCUAACCAACUGCCAACCACCAUUAGCCAACUAACUAAUCAUCGUCUACGUAGGCUGUCUCCAUCACCAUGGAAGUCGUCGUCGCUCGCCGGGGCGUCGUCGUCCUGCGGCUGCGCCACGGCGAGCCGCCGCCCAGCGCCGCCGCGCGGUCUGGCGGGCGCUGCUCGAGGCUGCUCCUCCUGUGGACGUUCGCCGUCGGCUUCGCCGCCGGGCUGUUCAUGUUCGCCAGCCACGUCUUGGCCGCCGUCGCCGCCGCCGUGCUCUUCGCCGCCAUGUGCCUGUACACGUGCCUGUGCCUGAACAACGCGGCGCCGGAGGAGGAAGAGGAGCAGCAGCAGCAGCCGCCUGUUCUGCUGCUUCCCGGUCAGGCGCUGCGCGUCGCCGUGAUGCCGCCAUCGGUGGGGCGGCUGCAGCAGCAGGAGGUCAACGGCGGCGGCGGCGGCGGAGGCCUCAGGCAGGAGGACGUCGAGGCCGCCAUCCCGGCGUUCGAGUACAGUAAGGGUUCGGGCGGCGCGGCGGAGGCGGAGCAGUGCGCCGUGUGCAUCGGAGUCGUGCGGCGGGGGGAGACGGUGCGGCGGCUGCCGGCGUGCGGGCACGCGUUCCACGCGGCGUGCAUCGACGGGUGGCUCCGCGCGCACGCCACGUGCCCCGUGUGCCGCGCCGACGUCAAGGUCGCCGCCGGCGGCGGCGGCGGAGCGCCGGUGUAGUCGUCGUCGCACACGAUGUCACGAACGAUGUACAAGCUGUUCCGUGACGGCAAGUUGAUUAAUUUCUUCGUAGUUUUUCCCCAUUUUUGUAUACUUAAUUAGUGGUUGAUAUUUUUGCAUCGUGCCACGAUGUACUUCUGAUUUGGAACAGAAGUUAAAUGUAACUUUUUUGGACAUAAAUUAACCAGCAUAGCAAAUUUCCAACAAAAUUAUAGUUGUUCAA